AUGCCAAAUCCUCCCAUGCAUAAUCGCAAUACUUCAGCUGCUACCUUCAUCUGUGAUCCCAUACACGACAUUGACGAUCUCCUUGCUUCCGUCAACAUCCACCCAACUCCACAAUCUCCAUCUUCUGCCAUUAUAUCCCCAUCAGCAUCUCCAACCCAACUAUCCUCGGGCCUCAAGUCUCUUCGUGUGGCUGGUCGUGUUCGUGGCGAUCUGACUGCCGAAGUCGAACAUUGGUCAAAGCAGUCCGGUGGGGGCGAUUCACUACUCAUACCACCACCUCCUCCACUCUCGCUGCAUCCAGAUGCUGGAGUGGCCCUUGCUGCUGAACAGCCAACGGUUGCACGCGAUGUUGUCGUUUCCGAAGAGACAUUACGCAAAUGCAGAAACACUGAAAUAUACUUUCUCGAUUACUACUUUGACUUGUUCACCUACCUCCAUCAACGAAAGCAACGAACUCGGGAUUUCAGAGAUCAACUUGCUCAACGACACCUGAGUGAAGAACAAUGUCAGGCUGAAUUGAACAGUUUUCAAACUCGAGAAACCUCUACUCUUCGACAACGACGUACUCGGACAAAAGUGUCACACUUCAACGUCAUCGCACAAGUCGGUCAAGGAGGCUAUGGACAGGUCUUUCUUGCUCGAAAAAAAGAAACUGGAGAUAUAUGUGCUCUGAAAAAAAUGUCGAAAAAGUUGUUGCAAAAGAUGGGAGAGGUCGAGCACAUCAAGACAGAACGAGAAAUUUUGACUCAAACAGAUACUCCUUGGCUGGUCAAACUCUUGUAUGCCUUCCAAGACAUCAAUUUCGUAUAUCUCGCCAUGGAAUUCGUGCCUGGUGGAGAUUUGAGAACUUUACUCAACAACAGUGGUGUCCUCAAGGAAGAUUUUGCUCGAUUUUACGUUGCUGAAAUGUUUGUCGCGGUUGCUGAGCUUCACCGUCUUGGUUUCAUUCACAGGGAUCUGAAGCCAGAGAACUUCUUGAUUGACGCUGGAGGCCACAUCAAACUCACGGACUUUGGUCUCAGUCGAGGAACACUCAGUCCAGAAAGAAUGCAGUCAUUACGCACAAAGCUUCAAAGGGUCAAGGAUACAAAUCUCGUAUAUCGCUCAGUCAAAGAACGACGUGACAUUUUUAAAUCAGUUCGCAGAGAAGAUAUGAGAGCGUUUUCGUUGGUUGGAUCACCAGAUUAUAUGGCUCCUGAAGUACUCUCUACCAAUAAUUCUCGUGGAUAUACCAUGUCGGUUGAUUAUUGGAGUAUUGGUUGUAUCUUGUUUGAAUGUCUCGCUGGCUACCCUCCAUUCACUGCCCCAACCACUGAUGAUGUUUGGGUGAAUGUGUUCCAUUGGAAGAAAGUGUUGGAGAGGCCAGUGUAUGCUGGUGUUGAUGAAGAGUUCAACUUGUCCAAUGAGGCAUGGGACUUGAUUACACAUCUUGUUGCUGCUCCAGAAGACCGAUACUCGUCAUUGGGGCUCGUUCAAUCACACCCCUUCUUCAACUCCCCCAACCCGAAAUUCGGCAAGCAAGUUGACUUUUCAUUGCUUCGUACAGACAAUGGCAUGGCACCACCUUUUGUGCCUCAACUGGCAUCCGAGACAGAUGUUGGCUACUUUGACAAUUUCGAUUCGGAAACAGACAUGGCCUUGUACCGUGAGGUGCGGGAACGAGCCGCCGAAUUGGAGCGUGAAGCUGGUGUGGAUGCUUCUGAACGUGUCAGGCCCAAAAUACAAAUAUCCAAACCUCGCGCAACACAGGACGACAGAACAGACAGUCGAGUAAUGAGACACGAUGCAUAUGCUGGCGCAUCUAGCGAUCUCGGCAGAAGAGCCACAAAUCAAGACGAACACCUAGAAGCUGAAGACGUCUACGACGGGGAGAAGGCACACAUCUUUGGAGUCUUCGAUGGUCACGGCGAGCAGCGACGGUGGCAAAUGCUCCAAGCUCUGUUCAUCGCUGCUCGUGACAUUACUCCAACAACGGCAUUAUUAUCGAAUAUGACGCUGGACGCUUACAUGUCUGGAACUACGGCGUCCGUUGUCGUUGAGACAACGACGAGAGUUGUUGUUGCUGGUGUUGGGGAUAGUCGAGUUGUUAUAGGGAAGCGGGGACGUGAGGUGGGGACGUGGGUUGGUGAGCAGGUUACGGUUGAUCAUACGUGUCAGUCGUCGGAGGAGUUGAGUAGGGUGCUGAAGUGUGGUGCGAGGGUUGAGAAGCUGAGGAUUGGUGAUGAAGAAGCCGGACCCCUAAGGUUAUUCAAAAACUCGCUGCCAUAUCCAGGAUUGGUGAUAACAAGAUCCUUAGGAGACUCGGUUGCUACAAAGAUUGGUGUACUAUGUGAACCAGAUGUCACCGUCCGUGAUAUAGAUCCGAACAACGACGUUUUUAUAAUAUUGGCUAGUGAUGGUGUAUGGGAUGCAUUAUCAAUACAACAGUCAGUGGACAUUGUGGGACCGUUUCUCGAAAAUGGGAGUGCUCAAGAGGCAUCUAUUGCAUUAACGCAGGCGAGCUUGACCGCUCUUGAUGAGGAUCAGUUGGAUGAUAACAUAACAAAUAUAAUCGUGUUCUUAUGA
Molecule: messenger RNA, 2565 nt
Organism: Synchytrium microbalum
Lineage: Eukaryota; Fungi; Chytridiomycota; Chytridiomycetes; Synchytriales; Synchytriaceae
Exons: 14
Coding region: 1-2565 (854 amino acids)
Biological process (GO): intracellular signal transduction; peptidyl-serine phosphorylation
Cellular component (GO): spindle pole body
Molecular function (GO): ATP binding; protein serine/threonine kinase activity; cation binding
Source: RefSeq, a predicted model, not a curated record